AUGUCGGCCACAGCUUCACGCAGAGGGUCCUUCCCUCGCCCCAAGGGUCGCUCCAACCAACAGGUGCAGGACGACACCGAGGAGGUGCGCAACCUCCGCGCCAAAUACUCGGAUCAGCUCGCCAUGAUCCGUGAACUCUUCCCCACCUGGACCGACGAGGACCUCCUCUUUGCACUCCAAGAAUCGCUCGGCGACGUCGAGAACGCCGUCGUCCGCAUCUCCGAAGGUCAGGUCGAGCAGUUCUCUUCCGUCAAGUCAAAGAAGCACGUCAAGAAGGAGUCCAACGUCCACCACGCGGCUCCCGCACCCCACGCUUCCGCACCUCCGACCACCACCGCACCUCACGCCGCCCGAGGAAACCACAUCGGCGCCCCUGCCGGCCGCGGUCGUGGCGGUGCUUCGGUGCGAGGCGCUCGCGGUGGUCGAGGCGGCUUCCGCGGCGUCGGUGGACGCGGCGGUGGCAUCGCUCCUCAGACCAACGGCCACGACGUCAAGACGCCCGAGACCAUCGAGGCCACCACCGCCCAGGCCUUUGCCCCCAUCGCUACGCCCACCACCGGCACCAGCUGGGCCGCCGCUCUCGGAAGGUCCAACAACAAGUCGCAACCCGUCCCAGCCGCACCCGCCGCACCCGCCGUGCCCGCUCCCGCACCUGCACUCGUCGAGGAAUCCAGCGACGCUUCCCUCGGCGCACCCGUCGCGCCUGCCGAUACCGCUGCCGCGCCAGCCCCGGCUGCCGAGAUCGUCGCCCCUCAGGCCACUGAGAGCGCCACCACCACUGGCGCUCUCUCUUCCUCCAACGACAAGCCAGUGCCCGCUGUCAAGGUUCCAGCUCCCUCCAAGCCCGCUGCCAAGCCUGCUGGCAUGAGCUGGGCUCAGAUCGCUCGCAAGUCGGAAGCACCCAAGCCCGCUCCCGCUCCGGCUGCCUCGGCCGCAUCCGAAGCCGCCCCCGCCCCAUCUGCAGAGACUGCUGCCGCCGAAUCCGCCACCGCUGCCCCCACCGAGUCGGCCGCAUCGGCUCAACCCGAUGUCUCCGCCGAGCAGCCGGCUCCGGAUGCAGUGGAGGCGGUCGCAGAACCCACCGCCGACCCUGUCGCUGACGUCAAGGAGGAUGCCGCCCCGGCUCCUGCUGUCUCCGAGUCGGUCGCUCCCGAGGCCGCGCCUGCCGCCGAAUCCGCCAGCGCCGCCCCCGCCACUGGCCCUCCUGGUCUCUCCAAGGCCGCUCCCCGUGCCCCAGCGCAGCGAUCCUCCCAACGCGCACGACAGGACGCUCCGGUCGUCAUGGCUGGUGGCUCCUCCCAGCUUGACAAGCUUGGUGUGCAAUUCGGCUCGCUCAACUUCCUUGGCGGCGAUGCCGAGGACGCUGCCGAGACGGCCGAAGAGUCUCCUGCUGCCGCCGAACCCGAGGCUGCUCCCGCUGCGGCCGCGCAGACCGCAGCCGUGCCUUCGGCUCAACGCCAGGACGCCCAGGUUGGACAGGCACAGACCGAGUCCUACAACCAGCAGCCUGCUUCCGCCCAAUACAACGGCUUCAAGUCGGACUCUUUCGACAACUCCUACGGCUUCACCGGCCAGCAGCAGCAGCAGCAAGCUACUCCCGCUCAGUCCGCUGCCCAGCCCCAGCAGCAGCAGCAGGCUGCUCAGGAGCAGAUCCACGGCUACAACGGCUACAACUCGAUCGGUCAGGGUCAGGCCGCCUCCCAGCCUCAGCCUCAGCAGGGCCUCCAGGACUACUCGUCCAUGUACGGUGGCUUGGACACCCAGCGCCUCGCCCAGUUCUACGGCGCUUACGACCAGGGCUCCAACGCCUUCGGCCAGCGAUCCGACGACAAGUCUCAGCAGCAGGCCUCGCAGCAGGGUCAGCAGUCGCAGCAGCAGGCCGGCUCGCAGCAGGCUGGCGAGCCUCACCAGCCUCAGCACCACCAGGGCCACCAGGCAGGUCCCGGCCUCCAGCAGGCUCCUCAGCAGCAGUUCCCCGGCAUCAUGCCCUACUACUACCCCCACUACUACAUGCCCAACCAGUUCCAGCACUACGCUCAGCCCACCGCCGGCUACGGUCAGUACCCUGUGUACGGCCAGCCUGCUGGCCAGCCCCAGCACCCGUCCAAGCCUGGCACGCCCGCCAACAUCGCUUCGCCUUACAGCCAGGGUCCCCAGAGCGACGCCAGCGCAUACGGCGCUCAGAACCACUACGGCCAGACCCCAAGCUCGGCUGGCCUCGCCUCGUACGACCAGGGCUUCAGCCGUGGCAUGCCUGGCCUCGGCGGCAUGUCGGACUACUCCAAGAUCUACGGCGGUGCCAUCCCGGGUCUCGGCGGCUUCCUCGGCAGCGGUGCGGGUGGCGCGCCGCCUUCGCAGAACGCUGCCUCGGGCAACGCUGGAUCCGGCAACGCUGGCACGCCCCACAUGGGCUCGCAGCAGAAGUCGGGUGCCUCUUCCGGCAGCGCGCUCGACAGCUACCGACAGUAUGAUGCCAACGCCUCCAAGGGCUCGGCACAGUCCGGAGCCGCCUCGGGCCAGGUCGGACGCGGCCAAGGCCAGUCGCAGGCUCAGCCGCAGGUGCAACAGCAACAGCAGCAGCAGCAGGCACAGCAGCAGCAGGCGCAACAGCAGCAGCAGCAACAGCAGUACUACCAGCAGUACGGCGCCUACGGACACCAGGCCAGCAGCAACGCCUACUCCAACUACCCCUACGCACGCCAGUACUGGGGUCAGUAG
Molecule: messenger RNA, 2718 nt
Organism: Moesziomyces antarcticus
Lineage: Eukaryota; Fungi; Basidiomycota; Ustilaginomycetes; Ustilaginales; Ustilaginaceae
Exons: 1
Coding region: 1-2718 (905 amino acids)
Cellular component (GO): nucleus; cytoplasm
Molecular function (GO): ubiquitin binding
Source: RefSeq, a predicted model, not a curated record